Messenger RNA from Sycon ciliatum, 4073 nucleotides. RefSeq names its product extracellular calcium-sensing receptor-like. Gene Ontology annotation, biological process: regulation of synaptic transmission, glutamatergic; G protein-coupled glutamate receptor signaling pathway. The record is from RefSeq and is a predicted model, not a curated record. The transcript has a single exon. Gene Ontology annotation, cellular component: plasma membrane. Bases 275 to 3367 code for a protein of 1030 amino acids. NCBI's taxonomy places the organism in Eukaryota, Metazoa, Porifera, Calcarea, Leucosolenida, Sycettidae. Gene Ontology annotation, molecular function: adenylate cyclase inhibiting G protein-coupled glutamate receptor activity.
GUAGUACAGAAUUCAAUCUGUUCUUAUCAAUACUGGUAUCAGUUGUCGCGUAUCCGUAAAAUGUCCUGCGCGUUAUAAUUAUGUCACUUGUUUUGUUCUACCACUAUGAUUCGCUGGACGUAGAAUAUUGCUAGCGAUUGGAAGUGUUGUUUGUGUAUCCACAGCAGAUCUCUUCCCUACGAAAUGACACGGACUUUGUACAUGUAUCUGCAAGAGAGUUCCUCCAGUUGAUAGAUUGGAGGAGAAAAACAAUAAUUACCUGCCUCUCGUGCCUAUGCAUCUGCCUGUGCGGUCCAACGACACCAUGUUGACGGGUGACCCUGCCGCCAAGUCGAUGGCUAAGCGCCUGGUUUGUGCAGCAGCAUUUCUUCUAGCGGUCCACCUGGUUAGCGCGCAGAUGACUUUGGACAGCACGUCGAGCAGCUUGAAGAACCAUGACCAACACCCGACGUGCAUGCCCCUACCCUCCACAGCUCCGGACUCUCACUAUUUCAAGAAGAAUGCCAGCGUAGUUAUUGGGGGACUUUUCCCACUGUUCAAGCGGCCCGAUGAAAUCCAAGGCUCGUCGAACAAGUUCCCGUUUGCUGAUGUGUCUGACGAGGGAAUACAGAAGACAUGCAGCGAGUUCAGGAGCUAUCGUCUGGUGGAUAACUCACAGAUCUUCGCGUACGUGAUAAACAACGUGUACAAUGGCACGCUACAGUCGACGGUGCCAGGUCGGAGUAUUGACAUAGGAUACACACUGGCUGAUAGCUGCAGCUCCCUGUUCGUCAACUCACGCAUGGCGCUGCGAUUUGCGUCGGAAAUUCCGCUUGUCGGUCGGAAAUCUUUCUGCGGACUCCGCGACGAAUUGCUGCCGCAGUGCCCGCAGCCAUCGGUUAACAUCAGUGCUAGCGAUAUGAACAGCAAUGGAAGCGGCACGGAUCCAACAACUGAACCUUCAACUAAUGUUUAUAGAGAUGUCAGCAGUGAGAAUCCCGGCGCUACUACCGAAGACGUGGGGGUGAUGUGUCCGUCCGGUACCAGCGUGCCGAUACGGAACAUGGCCAUUGCAGUCGGUUUGACAGAGAGCCGCGUCGUGCUGCCCGUGUCGACGAUCUUCACCAUUGAGAAACUGACGCACAUCAGCCCCAGUGCCACGGGCAAUGGCUUUGUCAACCACUCCGGAGGACAGCUGCCGUACUUCUUCAGAACAGCGGCGCCAGAUCAGAGCCAGGCGCAGGCACUCAUUGACAUUGUUGUCCACUUCAAAUGGAACUAUAUCAUAGCACUGGCGUCGUCGAAUGAUAAUUACGGCACGCCGGGCCUUAUCAAGCUGCAACAGGCCGCUCUGUUGGCUAAUGUCUGCAUUGCCUAUUCAACGACGUUCAGCUCGGUGGACCCACUGCGUGAUGUUGUCAUACCCGACAUCGUUAACAAUCUGAUGUUGUACGACGACGCGAAGGUAGUUAUUCUGUUUGCACGCAGCUACGAAGCUGAACUCCUCUUCAAGGCCAUUGUGGAAACUCGCGAAAACCUUUCGAGGAGUGGUAGUAUGUUGAGAGCUAAGAAACUGGACAAGCUGUGGUUGGGCAGUGAUUACUGGGGCACAUCAUCACGCUUGCAGCAAAUGAAAAACUUGGCCCCUGCUGUACCUGUUGCGUUGGUAUUGCGACCUCGCCUGCCGCUAAACUUCACGGACUUCAUAACGGAGCGGGUGAACGGCUACGUGGACUAUUUGCUAUCGCUGACCACGCGUGAUGUACGCCAACAGAGCGAGACGGACAACCCAUGGCUGUGUCACUUCUGGGAGGAUGUGUUCGGCUGCGGCAAUGCUUGCUCGCAGAGCUACGCAGGACGCAAAAAAUCGUGGGCGAAUGUAUCCUGCGACAAUCCCAAGUUCCGCUUAACGCUGAGCAAGAUCGAGGAGAUUGCACCCCGGCUGGGCUGGACUCGCAACAUCCUUGCAGCGACGGAGCUGUCAGUGCGAGCACUCAAGAUCUUACUGGACAGCAUACCAGCGGACACCCCAGCAGACCAGGUCACCGACCGUCUCCUGACCCUGGCCAACGGCAAGGCAAUGCGCGAAGCCGUGCGCAACGUCACAUUCCCCUGCACACAGGGAGAGUGCCAAUUGUUAACGCGUGUAUCCGAGCCAAGUCCGGCGUUCUCCAUUUCAAACUUUAUCACGCAGAACAGCAGCGAUGUAGGCCACUGGGAGCUGGUGACGGGCGCGGAGGGCAAGAGAAAAGCCGUGCUACAGCUCCAGGAAGACCUCAUCCUCUGGUCGGAGCGCAUUCCUGCCAACAUCUCGUCGACGUGCCGUAAAAAGUGUGGAUUUGGCCAGGGUACCAAGGAUAACCCGGAUCGGCCGUGCUGCACCGAGUGCAUAGACUGUUCCAAGAAGGAGAGAGCGCCGGAGAACGGCAUUGGUUCCUGUGAGGGCUGUGGCAAUGGAGAGACGGCCAGCGAGAAUCGCACUGCGUGCAUUCCACUGCCGCGCAAGUUCCUUGACUGGGGAGACCCGAUCGGAAUCGUGCUGACGGUGGCCGUUGUUGUGUGUAUGUCCCUGGUCAUCUUCACGCUUGCCGUGUUCUGCUAUUACCGUGCGUCACCUGUAGCCAAAGCAUCCGAUUAUCAUCUCAUGAUCUUGAUUCUGAUUGGCAUGUUGGUUGGCUACGCCGUGGCCUUGGUACAGAUUGGACGUCCCAGCAAGCUACACUGCCUGGUUGCCAAGCUGGCGCAGUCACCGCCCUUCAUAUUCACCACGGCAACACUGCUGAUCAAGACCAGCCGGCUGGCGCGCAUGGCCAUCGCUGCCCAGCAGAUGGUGACGUUCACGCGCAAGUGGACGCUGAGCAUUCCGGCGCAGGUCAUCUUCAUCUGCAUCGUCUCAUUCAUCGGCAUUACCCUAGAGCUGACGCUGACCCUGACACACACUCCCACGGUCAAGGAGCUCUACCAUGAUGACACGCCGCAUGUGUAUCUGCUGUGCGACUACGACUCGAAACGCUCUGCAGUCCUCGACGUCUACAUCGUCAUCUUGAUCCUGGUCACCAGCGUCUUUGCGUUCAUCACGCGCAAAAUGCCGAUGAACUUCAACGAGGCACGGCACAUCUUCCUGACAUCGUUCUGCCUGUGUGCCGUCUGGGGCAUGCUGGCGCCACCAAUCUACUUCUCCGAUACCAAGUAUGUGGCCGUGCUGUACUCGCUGAGGCUGCUGACGCACAUGGCCGCCAUCUGGCUAUUCCUCUUUACGCCGCGGCUGUACAUCUUCCUAUUCCGCAAGCACCGCAACUCCGUGUACGCCGACCACGUGGGCAGAGGAAGCAGACGGCGGCGCAGCGGUGGUGCGCUCUCCGUGGCCAGCGAUAGAGCCGCCACGUAAGCCGGCACGUACCAUAGACGGCCACCCAAGGCAAAUACUUGUAAGUUAGUGGCGUGUAACGUUAGACAGUAACUCGAUACUAAACAGGCACGUACGAUAGGCGGCCACAUGAGCCAGAUAGUUGUAAGUUAGUGGCAUGUAUGUCUGACAGUGCUAAACAGGUACGUACGAUAAAGCCACGUAAGGCAAGUACGAUAGAGCCACCCAAAGCACGUACGAUAGAGCCACGUAGGGCAAGUACGAUAGAGCCACGUAAGGCACGUACGAUAGAGCCACGCAGGGCAGAUACUUGUAAGUUCGUGGCGUGGAUGUCUGACGGUACUAAACAGGAUGUGCCCGUCAUUCACAGUACGCCAUGGCACACAGGACUCGACCACUGUUUGAGCGGUAUGUCUUGAUUGAAGUUGAUUGUUUUUCGACAUGACAAGAUUUUUGUUGCCCACACAUAGAGGUUUGUUGAUGACCUGUUGCCUACUGAUAAUAUAUAUUGCAUGCUUUACCCCCAGGGUUUUUCGUGCUCAGUUGAAACUCAGUGAAUUGAAAAUCUCCACUGCUGGAGACUAGCUUGAGCUCUUGUCCAGUUCUCUAGGAAUCAUCCCACCAUACAUAGCUGUACUGCAAUACACAUUUCCAAUGACACAAUGGAAUUAUCUUAGUAACAUGGUCUAUAUCACAUUAUUAUGAAGGACUUCAACUGAAAUCUGAA